Colletotrichum gloeosporioides is the source of this 2802-nucleotide messenger RNA. RefSeq lists its product as uncharacterized. The transcript has 2 exons. NCBI's taxonomy places the organism in Eukaryota, Fungi, Ascomycota, Sordariomycetes, Glomerellales, Glomerellaceae. The record is from RefSeq and is a predicted model, not a curated record. Bases 1 to 2802 code for a protein of 933 amino acids.
AUGGCUGAAUCGCUUGCGGCCCUCGGCGUCGCGUCCAACAUCGUCCAGUUCGUCGAGCUCGGCUUCAACAUCACAAAGGCCGUGAUCGAGACAUACCGAAGUACCGAUAUCAAUGGCUUGGCGGAGCGCAAUGUUGACCUGGUCGCCAUGACUUUUAGCCUCAAAGAUCGGUGCACUCUCCUCCAGGAUGACGCUGCGGCGAAAGCCGACCCGAUCACCAUGGGCCUCCUGAAGCGAUGCAUCAAAGUCGCAAAUGAGCUACUUUCCGAGCUGGAAGGGCUCAAGAUGAGCGCUGCCGACCGUCAUCGGAGCUUGGCAAAGUUCAUAGUGUCUGUGAAGGCAUAUUGGAAAAAGAGCAAGAUUGAAGAUCUUGCGGCUAGAAUCACGGACAUCAGGAAGGAGAUGUUUCGGAGAUUGGAGCCUUUGCUUCAUGAUCACCGCAAAUCGCUUUCAGAGGCCAUGCGCUCACUAGGCGAGGCAUCAACCGCUUCGAAUAACGCUACCGAGAAAAGGCUAGACUCUAUUGCCCGAGACCUUGAAAGGCUCCUCGACAGCAAUUCGCAGGGCACGUCGUCAGAGGAUUUUGGGGUGUUUGCAAACCAGCUCUCCAAGUUUGCGGACGAGGCAAAGCAUCGCGGCAAUAUAAGGACAAUCCUUAAAAGUCUUCACUUUGCGCAGAUUAAAGAGAGGCAAAACGAGAUUCCUCAGGCUCAUCGCAACACGUUUCAGUGGAUAUUCGACGAAUCAUCGUCUGCUGGCUUUAAGUCAUGGUUCCAAUGUCCCAGCGAAGGCGUUUUCUGGGUAACGGGGAAACCCGGAUCUGGAAAAUCCACCCUGAUGAAAUUUAUUCUAGGUCAUCAGACAACCAAAGAUCUAGCCAAGGCGUGGGCCGGUUCAAAGCCCCUUAUCCUCACCAGUCACUUUUUUUGGAGUGUUGGUAACAAGAUUCAAAAGUCACAGGAGGGUCUUCUCCGGACCCUCUUGUUCCAGAUCAUGGUUCAAUGCCCAGAGCUCAUCCCGGAAGUUUGCAGAGAGAGGUACUCAGAUCCCUUCAGAUCCCUCGAGUCCUGGAGUCUCGAAGAGCUCUCUCAAAUUUUCGAGAGAAUCCAACACGUCCGGAGCUUACCAAAUCGAAUCUUGCUUCUAGUUGACGGCCUUGAUGAGUACAACGGCGAGCCGAGGGAGCUCACGAAAUUCUUAGGCGCUAUCGCGAAGUCCCCGGACAUCAAAGUGUGUUGCGCAAGUAGGCCUUGGCCUGAUUUUCUCGAAGCCUUCGGUAGGAGCCGCUGGACUUUGGAGAUACACAAUUUGACCCAAAACGACAUUGUCCGUUAUGUAGAAGAUAACUUGUCAAAUGAUGCAACUUUCAGAGCCCUACGACACGCACAAAAAGAUGAGUCGCAAGAUUUAGUCCAGGCGAUCUGUGACAAGGCAGAGGGCGUUUUCUUCUGGGUUUCUCUGGUGAUCAAGUCACUACUUCGAGGGCUACAAAAUCACGACGACUUCGACAUCCUCCACAAGCGUCUGGCUGAGUUCCCUUCGGAUCUUCAGCCGUUUUCCCAACGCAUGCUGGAUUCGAUUGAGGACGUAUACGUCGAUGACGCGUUUUGGGCAUUUACUAUCUUGCUUUCGGCAAAAACGUCCUUGCCAGUGCGUCUCUUUCGGCAUAUGAGUCAAAUGAAAGAGCUGGAGAAGUCAAAGUGGAUAGAAAGCAAGUUCUCGCAGCCUAGGAUCUUUGCCACCAAGGGAACAAAAACAGGAUUCGAGGAGGCACAUCUAUCUUUGGCGGACGUGGGGCCCAGAUGGCUGCAACCCCAGACACAAGUGCUGCUCUCCAAAUGCCGAGAUCUAGUCCAAGCGUGGAGUACUGGACGACAGAAUGAAGAACGGAUAGGCUUUCUCCACAGGACUGUCUUUGAGUUUCUUCUUCAAUCUUCGUCUCUGAGACAAUACCGCCUUAACAUACCCAUUCGUCAAGACUGCUUAUUUCCAAUGGCAUGUUUAAGGGACAUGGACGCAUACAAGGAUUCAGCCGAGAAGGGCGAUUCCUUUCUGAGGAUUUGCCACUUCUUUCAAGAGCUCGAAAACGACAACCUGCCAUUUCAACCUCACCUUUGGAAUGAUAUGUUUGACUUGCACCGCAUGCCGCCUCUGUUCUAUGGUCCGUAUACAUCUCAGCUGGUGGGGCAAACCGUAGCGCGCUUCAUGUUGAAACUAAAUGCCUCCCAAGAGGGUACUUUAACGAGGUCGCAUUUCAGAAACAUUUGGACAGGGAUCCUAGCGCGCUCUGUGUAUGUCGAUGUCGCCGAAUAUGCCAAGGUCACACAACUCGAUCGUAUUGACAUAGAAUUGCUGGCCAACAUCCUCGAUUUGUACGAGGAAACCCUUGUCAACUCAAGAGACGAGUUUGAGCAUGUUUGGACGAAGUUUGUACACAGUAUCUCGAAAUGGGAGUAUUCUGCGCCGUUUGCCGCCCGGAGGCGCACCUUGAAUCUUGAGCCCGAGCGGUCACCUCCGAAAAACGCGAUCCACGCUUGCAAGAUGUUCGUUGAGCGCGGAGCUCCUAGAUACUUGAAAUCGGAGCUCGCGAACAAGUACCGUGUUGAAGUACGACCAGACGACUUUUCGGAGGAAAGGGAUUUUGAUGUGAUAUACAGAUUGCGGGCUUGUCGGAGAUUCGAAGAGGCCGAAGUAGAUGAGCUGAUGAAUCUUUUUCCUUCGGAACGUUUGCCGCAAAAAGCAUUCACGGGUCUAGGUCAGUUUUGGGGCUGGCUGACGAUGAAGCCGGCGAACAAGGCAUGA